Momordica charantia (bitter melon) is the source of this 2098-nucleotide messenger RNA. It is a transcript of the gene CCD7, whose product is annotated as carotenoid cleavage dioxygenase 7. The record is from RefSeq and is a predicted model, not a curated record. Gene Ontology annotation, cellular component: chloroplast stroma. Gene Ontology annotation, biological process: carotene catabolic process. Lineage: Eukaryota; Viridiplantae; Streptophyta; Magnoliopsida; Cucurbitales; Cucurbitaceae. Gene Ontology annotation, molecular function: 9-cis-epoxycarotenoid dioxygenase activity.
GAUGCAUUCCGCCAAACCACUCCCUAACUCGCCGUCGCCUCUCCAAUUCCCGUCGCCGGUCACCCUCCUUCAGGCGACCAGAAUCCUCUUUCCGGCGUCCCCAAUAAUCCCCAGGGCCGCCACAUCCAUCUCCGGCCGCCGCCACAAUCAGACAUCGCUUCCGCCGGCGGAGGGCGACGAUGACUCCGUCGCCGCGUUCUGGGACUACCAGUUUCUGUUCGUGUCGCAGCGAUCGGAGACCGCAGAGCCGGCCGUGCUCCGGGCGGUGGACGGCGCGGUGCCGGCGGACUUCCCCGGCGGCACGUACUACCUGGCCGGGCCGGGGCUGUUCGCCGACGACCACGGCUCGACGGUGCACCCGCUGGACGGCCACGGUUACCUGAGGGCGUUCGGUUUCGAGAACAAGGAGGUGAAGUUUACGGCGAAGUACGUACGGACGGAGGCGCAGAUGGAGGAGCACGAGGCGGCGACUGACACGUGGCGGUUCACUCACCGGGGGCCGUUCUCGGUGCUGAAGGGAGGGAAGAGGUUGGGGAAUACGAAGGUGAUGAAGAACGUGGCCAAUACCAGCGUUCUCCGCUGGGCCGGCCGCCUGCUCUGCCUCUGGGAGGGCGGCGAUCCCUACGAGAUUCAACCCGGAUCGUUGGAUACGAUCGGGAAAUUCUCGGCCGUUGAUGUUGAUGACGACGAUGAUGGUGGUGGUGGAUGUGGACGCGGUGGUUCGCCACGUCACGGCGCUGAUUUAUGGCGUUUUGUUGCGCGGCUUUUGAAGCCUUUGCUCCACGGAGUAUUUAAGAUGCCGCCCAAGAGGCUGUUGUCUCAUUACAAGCUGGACGCCCAAAGGAAUCGGCUUCUCAUUCUCUCAUGCAAAGCUGAAGACAUGCUUCUUCCCACCAGCAAUUUCACUUUUUAUGAAUUUGACAGUAAUUUCAAGUUGUUACAGAAGCAAGAUUUUGUGAUCGAUGAUCACUUGAUGAUCCAUGAUUGGGCUUUUACUGAUACUCAUUAUGUCAUCUUUGCUAAUCGAAUUAAGCUCGACGUCAUUGGUGCAAUGGGAGCGGUUAGCGGAAUAUCUCCAAUGAUAUCAGCAUUAUCGGUGAACGGAAGCAAAGCCACGUGUCCAGUUUAUUUGCUUCCGAGAUUUGCGGAGGACGGAAAUAGAGAUUGGAGAGAGGCUGUGGAAGUUCCUUCAAGGCUUUGGCUACUUCAUGUGGGCAAUGCCUUUGAGGUUAGAGAUGAUGACGGCAACUUGGACAUCCAAAUCCAUGCUUCUGCUUGCUCUUAUCAAUGGUUCAAUUUCAAAAGGUUAUUUGGUUAUAAUUGGCAGAGUGGAAAACUUGACCCUUCCAUUAUGAACCUGGAUGGAACCAAAACUCAACUCUUGCCUCGCCUUGUCAAGGUUUCCAUCAGUUUAAGUAAGAAUGGGAAGUGUGAAAAGUGCAGCGUGGAGCCUUUGAACCAAUGGACCAAAGCCUCAGAUUUUCCGGCGAUAAACCCUACAUUUUCAGGGCUAAAGAACAACUACUUAUACGCUGCAACUUCCUCUGGUAAUCGAAGGUCACUCCCGUCGUUUCCGUUCGAUACGGUGGUCAAACUCAACACCGUCACCAACUCCGUCCGCUCGUGGUAUGCGGGUAAUCGGAGAUUCGUCGGAGAACCUGUUUUUGUUCCCAAAGGAGAUGAAGAGGAUGAUGGAUAUGUUCUUGUGGUCGAGUAUGCAGUAUCAAUUCAAAGAUGUUAUCUUAUUAUUUUGGAGGCUAAAAAAUUUGGAGAAGCUGAUGCCAUGGUAGCAAAACUUGAAGUCCCAAAGCAUCUGAAUUUCCCUCUUGGAUUCCAUGGUUUUUGGGCAGCCAAUUCCUAAGGCAAGAUUUCAUAUUGCUGCAAGAAAAAAAAAGGUUGUAAUUUGCUAUCUUGGGAGAUAGAGUAUUUGUGCAGAUAAAACUUUAUGUCGCGUCGAGAAAAUAUUCGUCGCAAUAGCUUCGAAUUCUUGUAGUGUGUCUAUUGCACCAUGGUGUUAUAAAUAUGUACAUGUAAAUUUAUACUGUUGAUGUUUAAUGUAGAUUAGUGGAGGAAUUAUGGUCCCUCUAUCUUUUUUUUC